Molecule: messenger RNA, 837 nt
Organism: Nerophis lumbriciformis (worm pipefish)
Lineage: Eukaryota; Metazoa; Chordata; Actinopteri; Syngnathiformes; Syngnathidae
Source: RefSeq, a predicted model, not a curated record
AUGAUCAACACCAUGGAAUGCGCUGUUGAUGCGCAGAGCAUGAUCUCCAUUUCCCUCAUGAAGAUCCACAACUCCAGGACUCAGAGGGGUGGCAUCAAGUUGCACAAAAACCUGCUGGUCUCCUACGUGCUAAGGAACGCCAGGCAGCUUUACAUCAAGGAGAAAUACGCGGAAAUUUACAGGAUGCAGCAAUACGAAGAGGUGAUGACGGUGUGCAACGAGAUCCAGGAGCUGAACCCGUUGGACCUGGAUACGGAGGACACCGAGAACGAGGAGCAGACGCGGGCUGCUUGCUGCGGCGGCGACGAGGCGAGUCUCCACGGCCGCCCAGCGAGCGCGCUCUCCGGCUGCGCCUCUCCGGGGGACGCCUGCAAAGAAGCGGAGCCGUCUUACUACAGAAGCUGCUGCAUGGAGGUCUCACAUUGCGAGCCGAACAACCCCACGUACUGCAACAAAACCACCGUGCUGGACUUGGACACGCAUGUUGUGACCACGGUGGAAAACGGCUACCUCCACCAGGACUGCUGCUGUGACGCGCUCCACGCCGGCCAGGGCGCGCAGUCCCCCGGCAAGAAACGAAAGGUUGACUUUGAGUGCUGCUUGUGCGACGUGGAUGAGAUGACGGAUUUUUCCGUCUCGCGUAAACGGCUAAAACGCGAAGAGUAUACGUACUGUAACCCGGACUACACGGACACUUCCAACAUCUCCAACCUGAUCUCCAUCUUCGGCUCGGGCUUCACGGGGCUGCUGAGCAGGCAGGCUGACUUGGAGCAGAUCUGUAGCAAACAGGCACUGGCCAGUCUGGGAGCGUGGACUCGUGCCAUUGUGGCGUUUUGA